GGCGGCGGGGAGGACCGACCCCCGAGGCCACGAGCUGCCGCGCCGCCUGGGCAGCAGAGGCCGCAGAGCGGGCCGCCCAGCCCGCCCCUCCGCGCCAUGGCCCCGCGCGCCCGGCGGCGCCGCCCGCUGCCCGCGCUGCUUGCGCUCUGCGCGCUGUUCGGCCGGCUGCAGGUGACUUUUCAGAUCACCUCUCUGUGUGCUAGCGAGAGGCAUUACGAGCGCCUUGGACGAUGCUGUAACAAAUGUGAACCAGGAAAGUACUUGUCUUCCAAAUGCACUGCUACCUCUGAAAGCGUUUGUCUGCCCUGUGGCCCGGAUGAAUACCUGGACACCUGGAAUGAAGAAGAUAAAUGCUUGCUGCAUAAAGUUUGUGAUACAGGCAAGGCCCUGGUGGCCGUGGAGCCCGGCAACCGGACGGCUCCGCGGCGCUGCGCCUGCACCGCCGGGUACCACUGGAGCGAGGACUGCCGCUGCUGCCGCCGCAACGCCGAGUGCGCGCCCGGCUUCGGCGCCCGGCUCCCGGUGCAGCUCAACAAGGACACGGUGUGCGAGCCCUGCCUCGCAGGCUACUUCUCCGACGCCUCUUCCUCCACAGAAAAGUGCAAACCCUGGACCAACUGUACCAUUCUUGGAGAGACAGAAGCACUUCACGGGACCGAUAAAUCAGAUGUGGUUUGUAGUUCUCUUCCACCUACAACACCACCAAAUGAACCACAGAUUUACUUGCCCAGUUUAAUUAUUCUGCUUCUCUUCAUAUCUGUGGCAUUAGUUGCUGCUGUCAUCUUUGGUGUUUACUAUAGGAAAAAAGGGAAAGCACUAACAGCUAAUUUGUGGCACUGGGUCAAUGAAGCUUGCGGCCGCCUAAGUGGAAAUAAGCAGGAGUCCUCAGGCAGCAAUCUUAGCUGCACUCGUGUGGAAGCCCCUAGUCAGCGUGAAAUCUGUGAGGGUGUCUUACUGCUGACUCUGGAACAGAAGAUGUUUUCUGAAGAUAUGUGCUGUCCUGACAGUGGAGGUGCGUGUGCAGGUGGCGGUCCCUGUGUGCCGGGAGAAGAUGCCGGGAUGCUCACCCUGGUCAGCGAGAUUGAGGGGGACCCCUUCAGGCAGAUUCCCACGGAAGACGAAUAUGUGGACAGGCCCCCCCGGACCCCAGACUCUAUAUUAUUCUUCACUCAGCCUGGAAGCACAUCCAUACCGCCUUUCCCUGAACCCCUGGAGGUGGGAGAGAAUGACAGUCUAAGCCAGUGCUUCACUGGGACAGAGAGCUUGGUGGAUUCCGAAAGCUGCCACUUCGCUGAGCCUCUGUGCAGGACUGACUGGAUUCCUAUGUCCUCCGAAAAGUACUUGCAAAGAGAAGUGGAGGGUGGCAAUUGCCCCCACUGGGCAGCCAGCUCCAACUCUGCAGAUGGCUGUGCAGGCUGCAGGAGCCCUGCCGGGGAGGACCGGGAACCCCUGAUGGGUUGCCCCCAAAGUGGACCCUUGCCCCAGAGCGCCUAUGGCAUGGGCCUUCCUCCCGAAGCAGCUGAUGGGGCUGAAGCACGGCUUCCCAGCUCCACGAGGGGAGGUCCUGGCGCUGGAGGCCCUUCCAGCGAGCAGCCCCCUGCAUCAGGAAAUGUGACUGGAAACAGUAACUCCACGUUUAUUUCCAGCGGGCAGGUGAUGAAUUUCAAGGGCGACAUCAUCGUGGUCUACGUCAGUCAGAACUCGCAGGAGGGUCCGGCGGGGCCGGGCGGCUGCGCGGGGGAGCCGGUGGGCCGCCCGGUGCAGGAGGAGAGCCCGCCGUGCUGCGACUCGUUCGCCGGCCUCGGGCCGCGCUUCCCGGACACGUGCGCCGGCCUCGAGGUGGGCCCGGGGCUGCAGGAGCGAGGCGCCCCCGGGCCCGACAAGGCCUCGCGGCCGGUGCAGGAGCAGGGGGAGGCCGAGGCCGGCGCGCCCGAGACGCGGCGCUGAGCAGCCGAGAACCCGCUGCGGUUGCAGCCGGGCGGGCGCGGAGCUGCGGGCCUUCCAGCCCUCCCUCCGCGCAGCGCACAUCGGGAGCCGCGUCCCCAGCUGAGGACGCCGCCGCGCACCCGUGCCUGGGCGAGGCUGAGGGCGGGGCCUGGGAUGGGGCGGGGCCGUGGCCCCAGAGGUGUGCUGUUGAGCCCCUCCGUUCGGUACACCUGCGUCAAAUGACCGGACGUUCUUUAUCCAUCUUGUUCUAAAUAGAAUCGGGGACUUUAAAAACAAGCAAACAGAAGUACAUUUGUUAUUACUACUCACUUCCAUCCACGGUCACGUGUCUACUAAUUGCACAGGUACACGUUGCUCUCUUCUGUUACUCCACUUUUUACCUCCUUCUAGUUUUUCUUCUUCCACUUCCACCUCCCAUUAUUAGUUCGUCAGUAGUUUGUCUCUUUACGACAUCUGUUUUUAAUGGCCGUCCUGUUCUAUUUGGAUCUGUAUCCCUUCCCCCACCCCGUCCUCCACGUUUGAUAUUUGUAUUUCACUGUCUCUCAUAACGUUUCUCUUGAUACUGUCCGCCCUUUUUUCUUUUUACUAUUUAACGAUUUUCUUGAAAGGUCUCCUAAGGGUGAUGGUCUUCUUUAUAUGUUUUCUUUUGGUCCCUUCUCGCAAGUAGAUGACUGUGUUUUGGUGAUGGCGGGGGCGGGGAGAGGUGAGGAGUCUGUACUAAGCACUUUUGGAAGAAGGCUAGAAAUGUGAAGCCUGGGGGGAGGCUCAGAGAACAAGAGGAGGGACUUUUAGCUUUCGAAAACUUUUCUGGGUUCUCAGUUUUCUAAAGGAAGGAAAAGGGGAAAUCCCAGUUUCACCCUGAAUGUUUUUUAAGUUUGUGUCAAUUUCUAGGCAGCACUAGGUUGCAAUUCGUGUCUGCCUCCUUUACUCCAUCUCAAAACGGUUCAUUUCCCCCGGGUGCAUGUAGUACCCUUCCCAGCAGAGGCAAUCAGGUACUUGGGAAACUAAAUCUCAAAAAUCCAAGUUGCUGCACUUGGCAUUCUUAUUCUUGAUGUGUCCCUGGAAAAGGUGUGGAAAAUGAGUAGGACAUGGGAUGGCCUGCACACACGGUGAAAGGAAGGUGCCAGGAAAGUUCAAGAAAGGAAGAGUAAAGUUGUGCAUUUGUUUUCUUUCUAAACAAGAAUAGCAUAAAUGUGUUUAGGCAGUAGGCACCAUUUUCUUCCUAAAAAAUCGUGUAUCUGUAAUUUAGCCUUGUAGAAGUGGAAAACAUUCUUAUUAUUUUCCAUGCGUUUACAUUAAAAACCCAAAUCCUUAUAUUGUGAACUUAAGAAAACUUAUCAUAGAGGUGCUUUUCUCUUAGCAUCAGUGCUCUUGUGAGGAAACAUACAAUGUGAGUCAGAGUGAAAGGAAUUACCUAGGAUGUUUCAUCUGUUGUGGCCAGUGAGCAUUUGUUCUCCUCAAAUACUAAAGUUAAAAUAUCUAAGCACAUUAAAAUUAAUUUUGCAGAUCUGAUUGGUUUUAAGAGUGGUGAUAGCAGUCACUGUCCAGACUUUAAUGGCCACAAAUGCCCAGCUGAAGGGAAUGAAUGAUUGUUGAUCACUGGUUUCUCCCUGUCGGUUGCAGGUCUCUUGGAAAUGCUAGAAUAGUAGCCAUCAAUUAUGACUUUUAAUGGAGAAGCAGAGGUGGUUCUAUAAUUUAUGGGGCUUCUUAGCUGACAUGAAAAACUGCAGGAAAUAACUGUGUUGCCAGGAUGAUCCGUUGGUGGGAAUUUACUGUCUGUGCUGCCCUUUUAGUUCACAUCCAUCCAAAGAGAGAUGUUAUAAAAAUGGAAGAAGCCAUUAAACCUUUUGACAUAUUAAACAAAGUAUAGUUCACAAAGGAGAAGGCUGAGCUAAAGACCCAAGUUUCUACUGUGACUGUCAUCAUCUCACUAAUACUUUCCUUUUCUUUCCUAUAAAAAGGCACUAAUUUUUGACAUUUUCCCAAACUAGAGAUAACAUAAGGAUGCUACAGUGAAUGUUAAAGUAUUUUGAGAUCCUUAAAUAAAAGGUGCUAAAUAAAUACAUAAGAAUCUACUUUCAGAAAAAGGUAGUAUUCUUUCCCAUGCUGAUCCCUACUAAUUCUAUAUUGAUCCAAAAACAAUUAAAUGAUAGGAGGUAUAUAGCAAAUAUAGGUCUGUGUCUGUGUAUUAUAGAGAUGUAUAUGACAAAUGUAAACAGAAUGAAAUGAAGACAAUAAUGAAAAACUGGGGAAUGUGAUAAAGAGAUUAUUAAACAUAUUUGAUGAUAAAAAA
Messenger RNA from Orcinus orca (killer whale), 4240 nucleotides. It is a transcript of the gene TNFRSF11A, whose product is annotated as TNF receptor superfamily member 11a. Gene Ontology annotation, molecular function: cytokine binding; tumor necrosis factor receptor activity. The record is from RefSeq and is a predicted model, not a curated record. Lineage: Eukaryota; Metazoa; Chordata; Mammalia; Artiodactyla; Delphinidae. The coding region runs from base 97 to 1947 and encodes 616 amino acids. The transcript has 10 exons. Gene Ontology annotation, cellular component: external side of plasma membrane. Gene Ontology annotation, biological process: ossification; response to interleukin-1; lymph node development.